Messenger RNA from Triticum dicoccoides, 915 nucleotides. RefSeq lists its product as uncharacterized. NCBI's taxonomy places the organism in Eukaryota, Viridiplantae, Streptophyta, Magnoliopsida, Poales, Poaceae. The record is from RefSeq and is a predicted model, not a curated record. The coding region runs from base 1 to 915 and encodes 304 amino acids. The transcript is spliced from 2 exons.
AUGACCUCGGAACCCACCCUACUGUACGGCAGGUCCUCCAGCGCCGCCGGCCACUACGCUGGCCUUGACGAGCAGCCAUUCCAUGGUGGGGCCCCUGUGUCCACCGAACCGGCGCCGCCCCCCUCGCUGCUCCGUACCGACGCGCCGUACUCCCACGGCGGUCAUACUCAUACACCGCCGCGUUUCGCCAAGCUCGACUUCGCCACUUACGACGGCACCGAGGAUCCCCUCAACUGGCUGAAUCAAUGUGAGCAGUUUUUCUGGGGGCAACGUACACUAGCGUCGGACCGCACCUGGCUCGCCUCAUAUCACCUUCGGGGCGCCGCACAGACAUGGUAUUACGCCCUCGAGCAGGACAAGGGCGGCAUGCCCCCAUGGGAGCGAUUUCGCGAGCUCUACCUCCUUCGCUUCGGGCCGCCAAUGCACGGGAGCCGGCUGGCGGAGCUAGGCCGCCUCCCCUUCACCUUCACGGUGCAGGACUUCGCUGAUCGCUUCCAGGCCUUGGCGUGCCACGCGCCCGGCGUGACGGAUCAUCAGCGGGCCGUGCUCUUCGUCGGCGGUCUACCGGAUCAUAUCCAUGUGGACGCAGUUGACUACGUCGAGGAGGAUACGGCCGCCGAGGGGCUCGGCGACUUGUCCGCCCCAGUUGCUACGGAGGUCGCACCGAUGGCCGCUCUGGCAACGACUCUGGUGGUCUCCUUCCAUGCACUCGCGGGCAUCCGAGACGAGCGGACUAUGCUCUUGCCGGUGAUGAUCUACGGCGAGCGCCUGGUGGCCCUCCUGGAUACGGGCUCCACGCAUAACUUCCUGCCCGAGGCGAUCAUGCACCGCUUAGCGCUACAGCCGACGGGAGGGGAGCAACUCCGGGUCACCGUGGCUAACGGCGACCAACUCUGCUGCCACGGGUUGGCGUGA